UUUCGAGUUGAAGUUGAAGACGAACUGUCAAGAAGUUGUAUAAAAUCUGAAUAUUACUUCCAGUCAUAUUCCGGAUCCUUAUAUCGCGCGAAAAUAGGAAAACGUAAUCAAUGACAGCUAAACACGAAGAGGUACAAACAUGGCUUGAAAAGGUUUUUGCUGGAGAUGACAUACCUGAGUUUGAGUUGAAUUCCAUGAGUUUAUCCCUGCUGCACAACUUGAUGAAAUGUAAUGAACAUGCGGACAAAGACGCACAAUUCCUGGUUGAUGAUUAUAGACAAAAGGCAGAGGAAUAUAAUAUAGAAGCUAGAAGAUGUGAGGGCAUUUUGAAGAAAAUGAAUUUGUCUAUAGCCAGUUUAUCCCAGGCUGGAGUUAUUUCCCUUCGAGUGAUUGCCAAUCUUGCUCUUAUUUUACAAGUUAAGGACACAUCUGAUACAAGCUUCCUUCUUGCCAUGCAACAUUUAGACAAUGAACUUUACAAGGUUGAGGAAGCCAAGAGAAAAGAGGAGAGAAACAUGCAGAUUUUGACAGAUAAAAUCAAAACUGCCAUGCUGAAGCAGAGCCACCUGAAAAAGGCUAUGGAUGUUCUUGAACAGAAGGCAGCUUGUCAACAGCCAGAAUCUGAGAAACGAACAAAAGAUAUUCAUUUCAUUCACAGCAAGGCCAAGGAGUAUAAGGACAAAAUAAAACAAAUGCAGACAACUUUACUCAAAUUGAAAGUAGACCCCUCCAUUUAUCAUAGCAGCCUUGUGAAGAGCUCAAAGGAAUUGGAAAAGCUUCAACUAGAAUUGUCUCCCCUACAGACCAAGUUACAGACAUAUAGCAGCUUGCCUCCAGAUUUGUCGUGUAUCAAAGUAAAAAUAGAAGAAUUAAAAGUGAAACUGGUAAGUGAAAUGCACUUAAAAUUCAUUUUGUUGCAUUUAGAAAUUGUCAUUCCAAACCAAAAAAACUUAAUAUUUUCUCUCAUUUCAGGCUGAUUUAGAGAAUGAAUUUGGCAAGAGAAUAAACCUCAUGUAUAUGUAAAAUGUGUGCUGCAGUCGACAGUCUGCUUCAUUGAUUGUCAAAUACUGGAUUUUAAAAUGUUAUCCAAUAAAGAAAAUGAAAACCAAAA
Molecule: messenger RNA, 1111 nt
Organism: Ostrea edulis (European flat oyster)
Lineage: Eukaryota; Metazoa; Mollusca; Bivalvia; Ostreida; Ostreidae
Product: HAUS augmin-like complex subunit 1
Exons: 8
Coding region: 111-977 (288 amino acids)
Biological process (GO): centrosome cycle; spindle assembly
Cellular component (GO): HAUS complex; cytosol
Source: RefSeq, a predicted model, not a curated record